Messenger RNA from Oryzias latipes (Japanese medaka), 2785 nucleotides. RefSeq names its product matrix metallopeptidase 9 (gene mmp9). NCBI's taxonomy places the organism in Eukaryota, Metazoa, Chordata, Actinopteri, Beloniformes, Adrianichthyidae. Gene Ontology annotation, cellular component: extracellular matrix. Gene Ontology annotation, biological process: collagen catabolic process; extracellular matrix organization; proteolysis. The record is from RefSeq and is marked provisional. Gene Ontology annotation, molecular function: zinc ion binding; metalloendopeptidase activity.
GAGCCCAGGAUCAAAACAAAGAAAGAAGAUACGACUGAAGAAUAAGGAGAACUGAUCUGCUGAUAAUCUUUUUCUUUUACCUUAGCAGCAAGAUUUGACUGCGUAUUUAAGUUACUUUUUGCACUAGUCCACAUUAGAUCUCAAAAUGAGAUGCAGUGCUUUUGCUUGGUGUUUACUUUUGGGGAUCAGCAUCCAGAGUUCAUGGAGUGUUCCCCUCAAGUCUGUUUUUGUCACCUUCCCUGGAGAUGUCAUAAAGAACAUGAGUGACACAGACCUGGCAGAGAGCUAUCUAAAGAAGUUUGGCUAUAUGGACACCUUCCAACGCAGUGGCUUCCAGUCCUUGGCCUCUACUUCCAAGGCACUGAAGAGGAUGCAGAGGCAACUGGGCCUAGACGAGACAGGACAACUGGACAUGCAAACACUGGAGGCCAUGAAACAGCCUCGCUGUGGUGUCCCUGAUGUAGCUAACUACAAAACCUUUGAUGGAGACCUCAAAUGGGAUCAUGGUGAUGUUACGUAUAGGAUCUUGAACUAUUCUCCAGACUUGGAUAGCUCAGUGACUGAUGAUGCCUUUGCCAGAGCUUUUAAGGUGUGGAGUGAUGUGACUCCUCUGACUUUUACCCGCCUCUUCGAUGGCACCGCUGACAUCAUGAUAUCAUUUGGAAAAAAAGACCAUGGAGAUCUAUACCCAUUUGAUGGUAAAGAUGGGCUUCUAGCUCAUGCUUAUCCUCCUGGUGAGGGCAUACAGGGAGAUGCCCACUUUGAUGAUGAUGAGUUCUGGACUCUGGGAAAAGGACCAGUGGUAAAGACUUACUAUGGAAACGCUGAUGGUGCCAUGUGUCACUUCCCCUUUGUUUUCGGCGGCAAAACAUACACCUCCUGCACCAGCGAGGGUCGAGCAGACAAGCUGCCGUGGUGUUCUACCACAGAUGACUAUGAUAGAGAUGGAAAAUACGGCUUCUGUCCAAGUGAACUUCUUUACACAAUCGGAGGAAACUCUGAUGGGGCUAAGUGCGUCUUCCCUUUCGUCUUUCUGGGGGAUGAGUAUGACAGCUGCACCACAGAAGGUCGUAGGGAUGGCUACCGUUGGUGCGCCACCACAAGCAACUACGACCAGGACAAGAAAUAUGGAUUCUGCCCAAAUACUGAUACAACUACCAUUGGAGGAAAUGCUGAAGGAGAGCCCUGCCACUUUCCAUUUGAGUUCCUUGGGAAGGAGUACGACUCAUGUACUAGUGAAGGAAGAGGAGAUGGGAAGCUGUGGUGUGGUACCACUGCCAGCUAUGAUGAUGAUAAGAAAUGGGGCUUUUGUCCUGAUCAGGGUUAUAGUCUGUUCCUGGUGGCAGCUCAUGAGUUUGGACAUGCCCUGGGCUUGGAUCACUCCAAUAUUAGAGAUGCACUCAUGUACCCUAUGUACAGUUAUGUGGAAGACUUCUCUCUGCAUGAAGAUGAUAUUGAAGGCAUUCAGUAUCUUUAUGGAAGCAAAACAGAUCCUAAACCAACUGUCCCUCAACCAAACACUCCCACCACUACAGCCACCCCAGACCCUGAUGUGACUGACUCCACUGAUGAACCUGAACCCACCAAUCGCCCUGCCACCACAACUUUAAAUCCAUUGGAUCCAACAAAGGAUGCAUGCAAGGUCACCAAAUUUGAUACAAUCACUGUGAUUGGAGGAGAUCUUUAUUUCUUUAAAGACGGGCACUUUUGGAGAAAGUCCAGAAAGGGGGAUGCAGCUCUUGAAAGCCCCAUGCUUAUUUCUGAAAGAUGGCCUGCUCUCCCAGCUGUUAUUGACUCUGCCUUUGAAGAUAUCCUGACCAAGAAGCUGUACUUUUUUUCAGGCACCAAGUUCUGGGUCUACACGGGUAAGAAUGUUUUGGGUCCUCGCAGCAUUGAGAAGCUUGGCUUGCCGGACAGCGUUCAGAAAGUGGAAGGAGCACUCCAGAAAGGAAAGGACAAAGUGCUGCUCUUCAGUGGUGAGAACUUCUGGAGACUGGAUGUGAAGACCCAGAAAAUUGACAAAGGCUACCCCAAGUACAUUGAUGUUGUCUUCGGUGGUGUUCCCAUUGAUGCUCAUGAUGUGUUUCUCUAUGAAGGUCGCACCUUCUUUUGUCGUGACCAAUUCUACUGGCGGAUGAACAGUCGUAGGCAGGUGGAUCGUGUUGGCUACGUGAAAUAUGAUCUCCUAAAAUGCACCAAUCCCUCAAGUCGCUACUGAAAUGAAUUGAAGGAUGAGAUGAAAACAGUCUAAAAUGUCAGGGCACUUUUGCAAAUGUAUAAAUGCUUUGAAGAAUGUGAUGUUUGCCUUUAACCUCUGUGUACCAUGUGAGUACUUCUAUGAUGUGAGAUUUGGCUUCGUUUAUGGUGAUAAAUCCUUACGCAUGUGUUGGCCUAGCUUUAGUUCAAAGGGAUCAUACGGGUCAGCAAAUUUCCAUCUUUGACAUUAAUUUGUCUCUAAUCUGGGUGAACAGUAGUGUGUGUGUGUUUACCUGGAAUUUGAGAUCUACAGCCAAACCUUAAACAAAAAAAUUGGAAUCUGAUGGCAGAUUUACAUAUUUAUUUUUAUGUCUGACAGGUUCAGACUUUUAACAGUAUUGAACUAUUUGAUAUUUAUAGCUAUAUAUGUUUGAAUUUAUCUAAAGUCAUUUUUUAUUGUUGCAGCCUCAUGUGUUUUUGAUUAUCCUGUUUUGUUUGGUUUUGUUUUUUCUGAAAAUUGUUGGAAGCCAAACAUUUGCACUGGAAGGCAACACAUCUCAGUCAAUAAAACUAUUUAUGUGACUUAUAA